Messenger RNA from Cercospora beticola, 1542 nucleotides. RefSeq lists its product as uncharacterized. Gene Ontology annotation, molecular function: guanyl-nucleotide exchange factor activity. The record is from RefSeq and is a predicted model, not a curated record. Gene Ontology annotation, biological process: exocytosis. Gene Ontology annotation, cellular component: cell tip; Golgi to plasma membrane transport vesicle. Lineage: Eukaryota; Fungi; Ascomycota; Dothideomycetes; Mycosphaerellales; Mycosphaerellaceae.
CUCACGGAUCCGACUUCUCAUUCCACCGCCACCACCGAGCCACGUGGGAGACACAAUUUUGACUUCGAUUCUAACUUAGCGGCCGAAACGACUUUCAGGAAUGUCAGGGCGGGCCGUCUGCCGCGCCCAACGCUGCGCUAUUGCUGCCCGCUCUUCUCAGACCUCAAUUUGUGAUGCCCUGCGCACCCGCUUCGGGCACGGCGACACGGCAACGAGCUCUCGGUAGUGAACUUGACCGCCGGAAGCGUCAGGAUCGGAGCUCAAUGUCGGCUUUAGCGGCGAGCGCCCAGUCACGCGAACUCUGCGGGUCAUGGCAAGCAAUGCCAGCAGUCCUGCUGUGCCGAAGAGCGUGCAAUCUGUGACACGAAGACACGGCGCUCAUGACUCGGGCCUGGACCAUGGCGAUGGAGAGCACAAUGACUAUGCGGCCGCCGAGAAGCGAAUCACGGAGCUGUCUCAAGAGAAUGCCCUGCUGGCGGAGAAGGCUACCGCUGCAUCAUUACGCUUCAUCGACUACGAGAAUGAGUUGCGGGUCUUGAGAGAGGCCCUGCGGCAACAGCAACAGCAGAACCAGAAACAGCCGCACCAGCGUCCGACCUCCGCUUCCUCGAGCAAGUCCGAUGAGCAAAUACACAGUGCGCCCGCAGCGGCGCCAACGGACAGAAUUGGUCUGUCACGAUUCGGCAGCUUCAUGCGCAAGGCAUCCGUUCCUUCUUCCAAUGCCAGUGAUACCACUCACGAGCAGCGCAACCACGAGCUCGAAGCCUCCCUGAUCAGAGAGCAGACUGCACGCAUUGCAGCCGAGACCAAAGUCAAGGAAAUGAGCGCGGAGAUAGAGGAACUGAGUGCCAGUCUGUUCCAGCAGGCCAACGACAUGGUGGCUGCGGAGCGCAAAGAGAAGGCUCGGCUUCAGGAAAGAAUUGACAGUCUCGAGCAGACGAAUCAGAAAGCUGAUGGCGCUCUGAAGCAGGAGAACCAAAAGCUGCGCAACAAAGUGGAGGCGCUUGAGCAGCGCGAGACGGAGCGUAAGCGGAGACUGGAAAAGCUGGAGAAAGCACAGCAACGGAUCGACCGCGUACGCUUCAUGCUCAACCCAAGAUGAAGGAGCGAGGAAUGGAUAUGGGUAUACAAGUGCGAGUGGUGCCUCGCGAACACGGAGCCAGCAACGCUCAGCCCACGAGACCACGAGGGUGGAGCCUCCGCUCGCUGAACAAGUGCUAUCUCGUUCGGGAAAUCGCAGGCGGCAUGUUAUGGCCACAAGCACAGCAAGCGAUGAGACUAUGCCGUUCGGCAUACCGGCCAAGGGGCGAGAGCCGGCCGAACACACGCUCGAAUGACGCCUGAAUCAUUGCUCACCUGGAUAGAGGGCAUGUGGCUUACUGGCUGGUUUGUGCGGCCCAGUCUUCAUCAAAGCUGGCGAGUUCGUGCCAAGCGUAGCGCUCUGGACGGGAACAGGCACUGCACACACGCACAAAACGCGUCACCGUGACUCUGGAGAGAUAUGCACACUGCCACGGAUGCAUGCGCCCUGCACGCGUAGUU